ACACAAACGAUCCCGCGAGUCACGUGAACGCAGCAUAACAAAGUUAGGAGUAAAAAGCUUGUUUUGAAAGUUACUUUUUUUUGUACUGAAAGGCCGGAUUGUGCCUCUAAAAGUAUCUGGUUUGCGUUACCAUAGAAACGAAUGGGGGCUCUCCAACAAAGUUUGAACUAGUUCAACAAAGACAAGAUGGACGAAUACUACGAGUCGGAAAAUCUUCCAAGACAACAGCGAGUACUGAGCGCGCGUCAGCAGUCGCGGUGAGUUCACGAGCAGCGCGUGAAUCGAUCGGCGUUCAUAACUCCCUGCUGUACGCUCGUGCGUGUGAACAGGAGAUUGCUAGCGGGGGCGCGCUUCGCGAUGGCAGGAGGACCCUUGCGUGACAGCAGCUUUGCCCUCUUUGAUAUGCAGAAGAAACGCCAGGAAGAGGAAGAGCUGGACACAAAGAUCCAGGAGCGGCGUCAGAUAUUGGAGAGUUUGCAACAGCGCACAGACGAGUUGCAUGUGAAGAUGAAGAAAGCGAGGGAUUUACACUUAAGCUUUGACAUGUUUCUGAAGGAAGAAGACGCUGAUCGAGCUGCUCAGAAAGCAGAGAAGGAGAGGAAAGAGGUGCUUCAUUUGGAGGCGAAGCUGGAGAGGCUAAAGCUGGUGCAUGCCGAGCUGAUGGAGAGGAAACAGGAGCAACAGUGUUGGAUACAAAGACACUGUGUGUAUCGGGACUUACUGGUGCGGAUGCUCAGGAUGACUAAGUUUGAUGAUGUGCAGGAGCUCACAGGUCAUAUACAGAGUCUUCUCCACUUUCAAGACCACUUCUAUAAGAGAGAAAACAAGGCGCAUGAGCAGGUCGACCAGCUGAAAGAAUCCCUGCUGACACUGGAGGACAAUCAUUGCUUGCUGUGGCUGCAGAAGAACCACCAGAUGUCCCAACUCCACAUCGAGAUAGAGAAGAUGCGCUCUGAAGCUCUGUCUUGGGAAAGGCAGUGGAACCACAUUCAGGAAACGGCAGCAAAGAAAACACUCUUGCUGGGACGGAUUAAGAUGGCCACCCUUAACCUCUAUGAAAUGACAGAUGACAUGGUAGAAGGAGACGAAACUUUGAAUAUAAAUGACACAGAGAAACAGCUCGAUAAGGUUUGUACCCUGACAGAGCACAGAUGGGGAGGAACAGCAGAAAGACAGAAAACAAACAACUUACAGUUUUCUGUUUCCUAUUUAGGUCAAGAUGUUCAUCCAGGACUAUGAGGACUGUAUAGUAAAACAACAUUAAACUCCCUCACAGAAACACGAUGGACAGGAAAAAUAUAUGUCAAAGCCCAAGAAGCGCAUUGCAACUCGCAAGAUGCUUCAAUUUAGGCUUAAACAUACGUUUCCAUGCUGCUUUACGGCUGAAUUCACUGAACUAGCAUUUAAUCAUUUUGUAGUUCUUCUAAUGUAAAACUAAACCUGAACAUGAAGACAAUUAACUUAAAUAAAUGUAAGACACGGAAGCUAUCGACAAUCUUUUGUUCAUUUAGCUUCUCUUUGUUAUUAACGUGGCUUGAUUAUAAGUUAUGACAUAUUUAUGAGUGGUAUAACUACACAUUUGAGGUUGAUUAGUUUAAACUUGAAAAAUACUUUAUAUCUAGUAGAAAUAUCAGAUAAUUUAUACCGUUGGUGGAUCAAUCCCCAGCUCCUCUUGUUCACAUGACAAAUGAAUGAUGUACGUAGACGAUUCCGAACAUAGGGUCCUCUACUGCCACCGUGUGGCCGUAAUAGAACACAGCAACUGGUCCACUCAAUCAAUCAUUUUUAUUCAUUCUUUCUGUGCAUCCCGGUGGCUUGGGACCGCUGAGCUAAAGUAAGAAUAAACAGGGACUAAUUCAUUAUCAAGGUCUGAAAUAUGUUUUAUUUUUGAAAAAUUACCAGAUACAUGUGCGUCUGUAGCACUUGGCAC
This is a messenger RNA of Cyclopterus lumpus (lumpfish), 1930 nucleotides long. It is a transcript of the gene cfap73, whose product is annotated as cilia and flagella associated protein 73. Bases 358 to 1239 code for a protein of 293 amino acids. The transcript has 5 exons. The record is from RefSeq and is a predicted model, not a curated record. NCBI's taxonomy places the organism in Eukaryota, Metazoa, Chordata, Actinopteri, Perciformes, Cyclopteridae.